AUGGCCAUACUAAUAUUUGACUAUCUUAAAGCUCUUGCUCGCGCGAGAUACACCAGCGAUUUCGAAAGUGGUUCGGUCUUCGACAUCAUUCACACUACUGUCAAACACGGCAACAGCACUUCUUACGAUACCCACCUUAUCGUCUACGAGUCGCCGAGCACCAACGAGGUCUUCCAGUUCCUCAUCACUAUGCAGUGCAACUCUUUUGCCCAGGGACUGGAAGCUCUCAUGAGUAGGAUCCAAGCGCAGUUGGGUCGUAGCAUCAGUAGGUUGCUUAGCCAAUAA
This is a messenger RNA of Alternaria incomplexa, 285 nucleotides long. RefSeq lists its product as uncharacterized. The transcript is spliced from 2 exons. The coding region runs from base 1 to 285 and encodes 94 amino acids. Lineage: Eukaryota; Fungi; Ascomycota; Dothideomycetes; Pleosporales; Pleosporaceae. The record is from RefSeq and is a predicted model, not a curated record.